GAGUCGAGGGCGCGGAUAGCGGAAGUGGCCAGGCAGCCGGAAGUAGCUGGAAUCACCGUGGGCUUGAGCGACUGACAGGGUCCUGAGGCUCGAAGAGGAGGAGGCAGCCAUGGAAUUGGGCGAGCAGCUGUACAACAAGUCCGAGUACAUCGAGACGGCAUCUGGGAACAAAGUUAGUCGCCAGUCUGUUUUGUGCGGAAGCCAGAACAUCGUUCUCAAUGGCAAGACCAUUGUAAUGAAUGACUGUAUCAUCCGCGGAGAUCUGGCAAAUGUGAGAGUUGGACGGCACUGUGUUGUAAAAAGCCGUAGUGUCAUAAGGCCACCAUUCAAGAAAUUCAGUAAAGGUGUUGCAUUCUUUCCUCUACAUAUUGGGGACCAUGUCUUUAUUGAGGAAGACUGUGUGGUCAACGCUGCUCAGAUCGGUUCUUAUGUUCACGUUGGGAAGAACUGUGUGAUUGGGCGCCGGUGUGUCUUGAAAGACUGCUGCAAAAUUCUUGACAAUACAGUAUUACCUCCAGAAACUGUGGUCCCACCAUUUACUGUCUUCUCAGGCUGCCCAGGACUCUUCUCAGGGGAGCUCCCAGAGUGCACACAGGAGCUGAUGAUUGAUGUCACCAAGAGCUACUACCAGAAGUUUCUGCCCCUAACACAAGUCUAAUCUCUGCUUUAUAUAUUGAAUUCUUUUGAACUCUACUAUGAUGAACUUGGAGAUAAAGUGAGUGGUCAGUAACUACAAAAGCUACCAUGUUUUUGAUGACUUCUACUCUCCUUGAUUUUUUUUUUAAUUUAGAAUUUUUCAAUACUCGAAGGCUCUGAGCAUUUAAGAAUUUAAUAAGAAGGCUGGAGAGAUGGCUCUGUGGUUAAGAGUACUGGCUGCUCUUCCGGAGGACCCAGGUUCAAUUCCCAGCACCCACAUGGCACCUUCAACCAUCUAUAACUCCAGUUCCUGGUGAUCUCAUGGGUCUGGCCUCCCUGGGUACCAGAUAUACAUGUGGUAUAGACAUAUAUGCAGCCAAACAUCCCUUCACAUAAAAUAAUGAACUUUUUUUAAUUUUAACAAGGGGACAUCUGGAGGGGUUGUCUUUACCUGCUGUUUUCACCUAAUCUGUCUACAGUCACCGCACCAUUGUUGGAGGAGGGCAGAAAGUCUGUUCCCAACACUCCAGCCCUGUGGUCCUGCAGGUGGCUGGAACCUGGCUGGCAUGGGCCUGCAGAGCAAUAGCACCCCCCCUGCAUGGGGUCACAUGGCCCAGGUAUGCUCACAACCAUGUCCUACCCCCACUGCACACCACCCACACAGAUGACAUUCAGCUAUCCUGCUGCUAACACAGGACCAGUGGCCACAAUUUCUCGUAUCCUGUGGAAAGUGUUAGUGAUUUCAGAGCCCGGGUUUCUAUUGGCUCUUACAGUAUGGGGGAAAGAGAUGGGCUGCAGUGACACAUACCUGUCUUCCUAGCACCUGUGAUGCAGAGGCCGGAGGAGUAAGAGCUACAUCGUGAGCUCACAUUUGUCUGGUGUGCUCCAUGAGACCCUGCUUCAAAACCACAAAAACAAAUCAGUAAAAGAAAAGGAAAAAAAUGCAAAAAGCAGGUGGUAGCUGUUGUUCUUCAUUUCAGAGAGACCUUAGCUGUCUUAAAGUGUUAAUAAAAGAUAUAAAUAUCCUG
Peromyscus maniculatus bairdii (prairie deer mouse) is the source of this 1664-nucleotide messenger RNA. RefSeq names its product dynactin subunit 5 (gene Dctn5). NCBI's taxonomy places the organism in Eukaryota, Metazoa, Chordata, Mammalia, Rodentia, Cricetidae. Gene Ontology annotation, cellular component: dynactin complex. The record is from RefSeq and is a predicted model, not a curated record.